This is a messenger RNA of Sinocyclocheilus grahami, 3289 nucleotides long. Its product is annotated as myotubularin-like. Gene Ontology annotation, cellular component: membrane; cytoplasm. NCBI's taxonomy places the organism in Eukaryota, Metazoa, Chordata, Actinopteri, Cypriniformes, Cyprinidae. The record is from RefSeq and is a predicted model, not a curated record. The coding region runs from base 100 to 1686 and encodes 528 amino acids. Gene Ontology annotation, molecular function: phosphatidylinositol-3,5-bisphosphate 3-phosphatase activity; phosphatidylinositol-3-phosphate phosphatase activity. Gene Ontology annotation, biological process: muscle cell cellular homeostasis; negative regulation of autophagosome assembly; mitochondrion distribution. The transcript has 13 exons.
CGUGACUCGGGCUGAGCGCUUCCUGCGGCGGUGCAAAACAGACUGGCGAUCUGAGGAACGGAGAAUUGCAGUUUCUGGGUGGAAGAAGCAAACCCAGUGAUGGCCUCGGCUCCUAUAGCACCUUACAACUCCAGUCCUCUGGAGAACAGCUCCAGCCCAAAUGCGUCGAGAGAGAGCCUGAAGAUGGAGCCACUGGCAGAUGUUGCCAUGCUGCCGGGAGAAGAGAGAGUGAUCGAUAAAGACAUCAUCUACAUCUGCCCUUUUAAUGCUGCAGUCAAAGGAAAGGUGUUCAUCACCAACUACAGACUCUACUUCAAGAACACUGACUCAGAGACGCCAGUUAUCCUGGAUGUGCCAUUAGGUGUUAUAAGCCGUGUAGAGAAGAUGGGCGGAGCCUCCAGUCGAGGAGAGAACUCCUAUGGGCUUGAAAUCACCUGCAAGGACAUGAGGAACCUGCGAUUUGCUCUGAAGCAAGAAGGCCACAGUCGAAGAGACAUCUUCGAGAUUAUUUUCAAAUAUGCUUUCCCACUGUCUCAUGGAAUGGUGUUGUCGUGGUUCCAUAAAGAGAACCAUGCUGUGAUCACGCGGUGUAGCCAGCCUUUGGUGGGAAUGAGCGGCAAGCGCAACAAAGAUGAUGAACGUUAUUUGGACCUAAUCCGUGAGGCCAAUGGUACCACCAAACUCACCAUCUAUGACGCCAGGCCUAAUGUCAAUGCUGUGGCAAACAAGGCCACAGGAGGGGGUUAUGAGGGCGACGAUGCAUAUCAGAACGCUGAGCUGGUCUUUCUGGACAUCCAUAAUAUCCAUGUUAUGAGGGAGUCACUGAAGAAGUUAAAGGACAUUGUCUACCCCAGCGUGGAGGAGUCUCAUUGGCUCUCCAGCCUGGAGUCCACCCACUGGCUAGAGCAUAUUAAGCUGGUGCUAUCAGGGGCCAUUCAGGUGGCUGAUAAGGUGUCUUCUGGGAGCUCUGUGAUGGUGCACUGCAGUGACGGCUGGGACCGCACAGCUCAGCUCACCUCUCUGGCCAUGCUGAUGCUGGAUUCAUACUACAGGACUUUCAGGGGCUUCCAGGUGCUGCUGGAGAAGGAAUGGAUCAGCUUUGGACACAAGUUCGCUUCAAGAAUCGGCCAUGGAGACAAAAACCAUGCAGAUCAGGACAGGUCACCUAUCUUUGUGCAGUUUAUUGACUGCGUGUGGCAAAUGACUAAACAGUUCCCAACAGCAUUUGAGUUUAAUGAACGUCUCCUAGUGGUAAUCUUGGAUCACCUGUACAGCUGCCGCUUUGGCUCUUUCCUCUACAACUGCGAGAGUGCCCGUGAAAGCAAUAACGUUCGGGUGAAGACGGUGUCUCUGUGGUCUUUUGUCAAUCGUGACACAUCCUUGUAUAUAAACCCCUUCUACACACCAGAGUCCAGUCGCGUGCUUUACCCUGUAGCCAGCAUGCGCCACCUAGACCUUUGGGUGACUUAUUACAUCAGGUGGAACCCUCGCAUACAACACCAGCAACAGAGUCCAGUGGAGCAGCGCUAUAAGGAGCUACUGGCGUUGAGGGAUCAGUACCUGAAGAAACUGGAGGAACUGCAGCUCUCAGACUCCGCCCCCUCCUCCACCCACUUGACAAACAGCUCCACCCCCAAUGUUGCCACGCCCAAUCAGCACAUCACACACUUACAGACACCAUUUUGAUCCUACUCACAAACUGUUACAGACGUUGGACAUUUGUACAUAGCAAUAGUGAUAAUUAUGGUAACACAAUUAGUAGUGAUGUCAACGAUAACGAGUAACAAAACAAUUAUGCAAUAAACCACAGUACGGCCUUCAUCACGCAAAAAACGUUAAACGAAAAGAGAAGCCUUAAAGUGACAGCGCUGUUUUUUUUGCACGCCGCAAAUCAUGGAUGAAAGUGAGUCAGAUUAUGUGUGGCUGUCUCAGACGCCACUUGGAUACUGUUUGGAGCAGUCAUGUGACGAUUGAAAGCAAUGGAAUCGGAUGGACGUAUGUGGAUUAUGUGUUGCGUUACAUGUGUUAUUAAGAGUUCUAAAGUGUCUAGAUCUGCGUGAAGAACAUUUUUGAAUGUUGAGCACUAGUAAGAUGGCAUCUAAAUGGUGUUCAGAGUGCUGGUCUUGUAGUCGCUGUGGUGUCCAGUCAAUCCAGUAUCAAGCAGGGUCCUCAAACUUUGGUAGAGCAAUCGUUUCAUUAGUAUACUUGGUUUAACUGCUUGACAAACUCAAAUGGCUGACCUCAAAAGGUAAAUGAAGCAGAUAUGUUGUCUAAAUGUCUUACUUUUUCCUCCGUAAAUGUCAUUCGCUGCUCAGGUGAGUGUAUGAUAUGGUAGGAAAAUGUUCUGAAGCGAUUAAUAUUAGCUUGUUGAACAGAACCAGGGUUUUUUUUUUUUUAAGUGAGCGACGUGGAUACCUUUUUGGUGCCUUUACUCAUAUCUGAGGUUUUCGGGUAUAUAUUUUAUUGCGAGAUGUUUUUUUUUUUUCUUUAUGGCAGCAUCAGUGGUAGAAUAUUCAUUUCCAUUCACUGUGCGUUUGAGCAACAGGUUGUUUCUUCUCCUGCUGAGUUCUGGAGUUGAACAGUUUGAAGCCCUACAUGCUUGUGGCUUUACCCCAUAAAACGACGUGCAGUUGCCACGGAAAGCAAAUAUUUUGUUUCUAAUGGAGCUGACAGUAUUGCUCCCAAUGAGACGUAGCAUAGUCUGCAAAGUCUUUUGGGUAGGACUUAGCGGCUGGGAUAUGAAGCGGUGUGUUUGAGCUGUCCCAAAUUCAGCCUUUUCCUGAGGAAGAGAGCGGUGACUGACACAGGGUUAUAGAGGAGGGCUUCAUUGAGUCAUGGCUCAUGCUGCCUUGGAAAACUGAACUUCUAAAGACUUUGACCUCAAUGAGGAUAUGACGUUUAAACCAUAGUGUGUGAAGAAGACAAACAAGUUCAAUAAACAAACAAACCAUUUGCGGUUGGUUGUUUUUAGGGGGGAAAAAAGACCGAAAUCUAUUUUUUAUUUUGUACAAGUACCAGAACUAUGUAAUUACCUCAAACAAAAACAUAUUUUACUGUUGAAAGUUCUAUUGUUGUAAAAUAUAAUUAUUUUAUUCAGUGUACAAUUUGACAGUUUUAUAAAAAGGAAAGUAAUUAGAAAAAUGUUUUUGGUUGGUUUUGGAAAUUGUAGGUAAUUUGUUGGACAUCCUCUUGUAUGUAUAAUUUCUUUCUUUUUUUUAAUGGGCAUUUAGGUUUUGCUUUGUAACAUUUUAAAGAUCUGAAAACGAUCAGAUUCUGUAGGGAAUUAUUU